GAAGCUGAUCUGACACUAGAGGUGGGUUCCAAGCUUGGUCCCUGGAAAGCGGGCUGUAUCCGGAUGGGGAGACCCCGGAGCUGUCCCGCCCUGCGGAUAGCCCAUUACUGCUAGCUUUGGAGGGCGGAGGUGCCCAGCCCUACGAGGCACACCACUCCGUCGCUGGCAGGCUCUGGGAGUUAGGGUCCCUGGGUUCUGAUUCCCUCACUUGUAUGGACGUGACCUAGGCCCCCCUUUUUUUACCUGGGCCUCAGUUUCCCCAUCUUUACGAUACUGGAGGGUUGGAACUGCCGAGUGCUAGUAUUCCAGAACUGUAAUGGGGAGAGGAGCAGAAGGAGAUGGGGGACCCACACGUGACUUUCCCGCGCGGGGCCCCGCCCAUCCCUGGUCGGAGGGAUCCAAGCGCCCUCCGACGACGGGCGGGGGUGGGCGGAUCAUAAGAAACCCGACCCGGCAGCCGUUGGCAGCGGCUAAGGCGGAGCGCGCGGCUCCGCGGCCGGCCAGCCCUGGAGACGGCACCGGAGAAUGGGGACCGCAACCCGGGCUUCGCAGAGAGCCACCUUGGAGGCGAGGGCGGUGCAGAGACUCGCCGUGUGACUCUGAGCGAAUCGGUGGAGGAUGGACCAGGGAAUGGGAGAUAGCUAACGGGGCUCCCUCUCUGCGUCCGGUCCGCAGAGGCGCACGUCGCGGGUCUCCAGAGGCUCCGUCGACAACAGCGGCAGCGCCGAGCUAGUCUCGGGCCAUGAGGAGCGCGCGGGCCCCCGUCGGAGCUCGCAGCGUCCUGCCGCGCUGAGGGCGUGGAACAGAGAGGGGCGCGGGCGGCCGGGCCGCGCCGGAGCGCACAGCCAUGGCGAGGGAGGAGUGCAAAGCACUGCUGGACGCUCUCAACAAGGCGACCGCAUGCUACCACCACCUGGUGCUGACCGUCGGCGGCUCGGCGGACUCACAGAACCUGCGUGAGGAGCUGCAGAAGACGCGCCAGAAGGCGCAGGAGCUGGCGGUGGCCACCCGCGCCCAGCUGACGGCCGCGCUGCGCGACCGGGGCCUGGGCGCCGAGGAGCGCGCCGAGUUCGAGCGCCUCUGGGUGGCCUUCUCUGGCUGCCUGGACCUGCUGGAAGCCGACAUGCGGCGCGCACUGGCCCUGGGCACCGCGUUCCCUCUGCACGCGCCGCGGCGGCCGCUGGUGCGCACCGGCGUGGCGGGCGGCGCGGCGGGUGUAGCGGCGCGGGCCCUGAGCGCCCGCAGCUUGCGGCACGAGGCGGAGGGCGACUUCGACGUGGACGACCUGCGCGAGCUGGAGCGCGAGAUUCUUCAGGUGAGCGAGAUGAUCCACGACAUGGAGAUGAAGGUCAACGUGCCCCGCUGGACCGUGCAGGCCCGGCAAACGGCGGGCGCCGAGCUUCUGUCCAGCGCCGGCGCCUCCUCGGUGGGCGCCGUGUCCGUCCAGGAGCGCACGGGGCCCUGCGACCUGAGCAAAGCCCUGGCCGCCACCGUUUUCAGCGCCGUGCUGCUGGCGGCUGUGGCCCUGGCGGUCUGCGUGGCGAAGCUGAGCUGACCGACAUGCGACUUUUCCUGCCAUUACCACUUCCUCCCCGGAGACAUCCCUCGGGAACGACGGCAAUCGCCUGGACGCGGAAUGGGAGUGGGAUCUGGCACGUUUAAGGGAAGAGGUUCUAAAACCGUGUGUGUGUGUGUGUGUGUGUGUGUGUGUGUGUGUGUGUGUGUGUGUACACAUGAGCAUUUCAAGCACACAUCUGCUUGGGCAGAACAUGGUUUCCUCUUGCUGGCCCGGGAAGAGUUAAUUUUGCACGGGCAGCCAGGGCAUUACCGCUAAUGUAUGCAGCAGCUUUAUCCCCUAUUAAUAGAAAACCGUCCACAGUGACCCCAGAUUCCUCCGAGUUAAUGGGUGAUCACGUGUGCUGCUGGGGCGUGUUUACACGGUGUCUGAGUUUGGUGCGCCCACCCCUACCAGCGAUUCCCACUCUCUGCGUGGGGCAGUUUGAAAGGAGAGUGAGGUGAAAUGAAGUCGGGGGGAGGGGAGUUGUUUUGCUUUGUGUGGGUGGUGAUUUUGUUUCCUGGACAAAACUGUAAGAAGGUGUAAGCAGGUUUUAUUACCUUAAUCCUUUGGGGCCUAAGCUUAGGAGAGUGUGCAAAGAGAAGUCUGUGCACCGUUUCUCUAUGGCGCACCAUUGAGCUUCUUGGCAGAGUUUAUCUAUUAGUCACCAAAAGCAGCCAGAGGAGGUUUGGGUUUGGGGUUUGAUGACCUCCCCGACAAAUGCUGACCCUACUUAGGAAACCAGACAAGACACGUCAAAACUGCCCCCACAGGCUUGGAUCCACUGCACCCACUUGCCUAUUGAAAAGGGCUCUCCUGGGUCAGCCUGGAAGGCGCACAGGCUUUGGGAAGGGACAUAUGCUAUUCAAACAGGCACUUUCUCCUUUGCGGAGGCUUGUUUUUGUUCCAGAACUAGACCAGAGUUUUUGAUCCUCCUUUGGGGGAGGGCUGCAGAAUCCUCUUUGGAGCCCUUAAUCCUAUCUAUCCCUUGGAAUUUGCCUGCUGGCUUUGGAGGAAGCUGCACAGCUCUCUGACCCUCACACUGACCCCUGAGAGGGUAAACCUCACUGCCGCAUGCCGUCAGAGCCAAUUAGCCCUGAGACUGGGUCUCAGGAGCGUUUUAAAAACAAUAAUCAUCGAGAAAGAAAAACCAUGUAACCACACAAUGCCCUAUCAAAGCCGUUUUUUAAUAGAGGACAUUUGGCCACAAAGUCAUACGUGCCAAUGAGUCAAACAAAAUGGUCUUCACUUACAUCCUUAAGUUAGUGAAUAUACACCCAUUAUUAAAAUAGACCUUCUUGAAGGCAGGAGGUCAUAGCAUAAACCACUGGAACCAGGGUGUCCAUAACAGAGGUUGAGUGACCCCUGCUGCUUUUGCUCAGUAAAUAAAGAAGCUGGAACUGCCAUGAGCGGAGCCACCACCCGCCACCAGUGGGGCAGAGAAAACGCAGUUGGGGAAAUAAGGCUGAGAAAACACAUCUCAAAAGGUAAUUCGGAAUAAAACCCAGAGACUUUGGUUUGGCUGAAAACUGACAAGGAUUUUUUUUUUUUUUCACUUUUUUACCCUCAAAGUGGGAAAGAGAACUAGGAAGAGGAGGGAAAUGACAGUUUCACAAAGGCAGCUUGGAGGGCCAAGGGAUAGGGGCAAAUAGCAGGGGUGCCGCCUUGCCCAGUCCUGAGGGCCACCCCGCCAGCCCAGCUCACCCCCCCUCCUCCUCAACACACAGAUUCCAGUACCUCAUAGUGAAAAUAUGGGAUCUGUGUGUGUUGCGUGUGUGUGUCUGUGAUAAUGGUUUUAAGACACCCACAAGGUCUUAAGCCGAUUAAAAGUUUUAUGACCUUAACUAAUGAAAGGAACACCUUCUGCCUCAUCUGAAGAGGGGCCACUUCAAAUUCUUUUGCACCUGCCCACUCAGGGUAACUUCAGAGAUGACACAAAAUUUUUCUAACUCCCCUCGUACCCUCACCCCCCUCCCAUCACAACACAAUACAGAAUCUCUGUUACCUUCUCCAAGGUCUCAGUUCUCCCAGACAAGAGGAGACUGGGCAUUUUGUGACCCAAUGUUGGAAGCUAUCCUUUAACACCACACCCUAAGUAUAUUCUCCUGUUUCUAAUACAAUGACUCUUCUGUUCUUAUCAAGUUAUUUUGGUUCAGAACGACGACAAAAGAUUGUUCAGCAGAACCUAUUGAAGAAAAAAACCCAUCCGAUGUUGUAUAAUCCAUAGAAAGCAACAAACGUCUUUGUUGUCACCCUUUCCACCCACUUAGCAGAUCCUUAGGUAUUUAAUUAUACGUGCAAUCAGAUGUGUACCUAAUUCCGAGAGUCCUCUGCUCACUGAAAUUAGGUAUAAAAUGUUGCACCCACACACCAAAAAAAGCUGAAUUACAAUGAACUUAUUUAUCCUAUGGACCUGUUAACCUGAACAACGCUGUGUUUGAAAGUUUUAAGCAUUAAGAAUAUUUGAUAUUAUUUGGAGUUCUAACAUUGCCUACUAGAACUUUCACUAUGUGAUGCAAGCAGACUCACUUUCUGCUUGAGCAAUAGGCUGCUGUCACUAUAUCUCUCUGCUCUCAUUUCUAUGUAUAUAAUUCAAGACAUUGCUUUCUGAUAGAAGCCUGAUUCCAUUUAGGUGUUUGAUAUCAAAGUCAUUAAUUUUCUAAAAAAAAAAUUUGGUAUGAUUUUAUACCAUGUUACAAGUAUAGGGAAAAAUUCAAAAUGUUUAACAUAGGGUAUAUAUCAUAAGGUCAACGUUAGAGUCUAUGGCAAAAAAAAAAACCCAUCUAGUUUCUGAAAUUAAAGAUUCAAGUUAAAGGAUAGAUCUUUAUAUCCAAAGCUAAAUGCUAUGAUAAGUACCUGUAAAGAGAAAAUAUCCCUGCUUCUCUUUUGGGAAAACUACUAUUUUAUCUGAUUCCAAGAAGACAAGCAAUUGGAAUGUCAAGACACUUAUGGAAACUUUGAACUUUGUUAGUAAGGGGAAAAAGCCCAAACACAAAUGUUUGUAGAAGAGAAAAAAAAAAUGCCUGGCAAAUUCAUUUUUUGUGUGCUCGAAGAACUUAAUGCUUUAAAAUGCUGCAAGGGAGAGAUUUUUGGUAAGGAAAAUUAGAGCAUAACCUACAUGAUUUACUUAAGGUUUACAGUAAGCUACAUAAGAGAGUGUGAUGUCAGAUGACAGGUAGUUUUGGUUAAGAGUGUUUUGGUUUGCAUGAGGGUCCUGAUGAUGCUGCAUUUUCCCUUUCAACCUGCACAUUGAUACAUUUUUAGCUACUCCAUUGCUUUUCAGAUAUAGCUCUCCCUUCUGUAAUGAAUGCUUGUUCAGGGUGUGAGCCCCGACACAUGUCACGUGUGAGCCUGAGAAGUAAAGAACUUCAGACUGGCCUCCGUCUUCCUUUGGGGCGUGCCUCCUCUCUCAAGGCCAGAUCAGCUAUGAUGGACAGGGGCUCUGCCUCUCUUUCCAAGUACCUCAGAGAAGUCAUUGACCUCCCUGUGCCUGGGUUCCCUCCAUGGUGAAAUGAGGGGAGCCCUGAUGAUGGACUCAAAGGUCCCUUCCAGAGUUUAGAACAUUUAACAGAAUGCAGUAAAAUGAGAAAGGAUUAUUCUGUUUGUUUGGGGGUUUUUGAUUGGCAUUGUUGGUCUGGGUACACACUGAAAUGAAAUGAAAUGAAAUGUUACAGUUUGGUGUUUAUUAUCUAAAAUUCCAUAUAAAUUUAACAAAUCAGAAUGAACUGAGCUUACUGUGAUUUUAGUCCAUAUCAGAAUUAGAGGAUGGACUUAAAAAGCAACUUUGAUUAAAUGCUAUUUUAUUUAUAGUAUUUAAAUUAGAUUAGGAAUUUAAAUUCAGACUGUAAGUCUGAGUCCAAGAAAGCCUACCAUUGAUUAAACAGUUGGUUUUACCCAGCAGUCGGGCCACCUAAACUGAUUCUGGGAAAUUACAGACGUGAAACUCUGUCCUUUAUCAUGGAGGCUGGGAAAAUCCUACUCUGUAGGUAACCUGGAGCCCUCGGUACCAUGACUGCAUUGGCUGCUUGAUGUCAGGACACAAGCACAGCGUGGGGGGUUUUGUACGUGGCAUCAAAUCCAAAGAGAAUUAAAGGCUUCAUGUCAACUGUUUAUCUACCUUAAAUUGUUUAUUAAAUUAAAAAAAAAGAACAAAAGUAACAUGCAGCAUUUAUAACUGAGCUAGAAAAGACACCCUCAAAUAAUUCAGCUAUCAACUCUUGUGAUUUUAAAUAUAUAUAUAUAAAUUAUAGAUAUAAAUACAUAAAUAUAUAUAUUCUUAAUCUUCUUUAUGCCCAUCUGAAGUGAAGUGAAGGUCCUGAUCAACACUGCUACCCUUCAUAGAUUUUAUUACAUAAAGAGAUGUUCAGAAAUACUCUAGGAUUAUAAAUCUCCAAGUGCUUCUCUACAGUAUGAUUAUACUCGUAAUGCAGGACGGAAGAGGGAAGAACGGCAGGUCUCCACAUGAGUGAUCUGUGGCUGUGGUCCACACAGAUCAAAGUCAUAGUCAAAUACUAUUUAUUUGACUCUUAA
Molecule: messenger RNA, 6085 nt
Organism: Ailuropoda melanoleuca (giant panda)
Lineage: Eukaryota; Metazoa; Chordata; Mammalia; Carnivora; Ursidae
Gene: RGS9BP
Product: regulator of G protein signaling 9 binding protein
Exons: 1
Coding region: 848-1555 (235 amino acids)
Source: RefSeq, a predicted model, not a curated record